This is a messenger RNA of Cryptomeria japonica (Japanese cedar), 1141 nucleotides long. Its product is annotated as GDSL esterase/lipase At1g28600. The record is from RefSeq and is a predicted model, not a curated record. Lineage: Eukaryota; Viridiplantae; Streptophyta; Pinopsida; Cupressales; Cupressaceae. Gene Ontology annotation, molecular function: hydrolase activity, acting on ester bonds. Bases 3 to 1112 code for a protein of 369 amino acids. The transcript is spliced from 5 exons.
AGAUGGCUAGGAUGCAAUUAGUUUUUGUUGGAGUGUUUUUUGUAUUAUCAAUUGCAAGAGUUGGUGCUUCUUGUUUUUCAACAAUUUAUAGUUUUGGUGAUUCAUUGACAGAUACAGGAAAUGCUCUCAUUUCAAAUCCUCUUGUUUAUCAUCAAAUUAACAAUCUUCCAUAUGGAGAAACAUAUUUUAGGAAACCAACAGGUCGCUCUUCCAAUGGACGUCUUGUCAUCGACUUUUUAGCUACUUCAUUAGAUUUGCCUUUCGUCCCACCAUAUCUUAAAGUGAGAAGGAUGCCGUUGUCCUCAAGAUUGUCAGGGACAAAUUUUGCAGUAGCAGGUGCUACUGCAUUGGAUCCUUCUUUCUUAAUUAGGAGAGGUGUUGUUGCUACAACAGAUUUAUCUUUAAGUGCUCAAAUAAAUUGGUUCACACAAUUGAAAAACAACACUUGCAAACAAAAUUCUGGAUGCCAAGACCAUUUUUCAAAAGCUUUAUAUUUUUUUGGUGAGAUAGGAGCCAAUGACUAUAUAGAUGCUACUAUACUUUUUAAUCCAAUGAGCGAGAUACAAAGUUAUACCUCUCACAUCUUAGAUAACAUUCAAGCAUCUCUAAAGACUCUUAUACAAGAAGGGGCUAAAAAUAUUCUUGUUCAAGGUAUUCCACCAUUAGGAUGUUCUCCAGCAAUCCUUACAUUACGACAAUUCAUCUCUGAUGACUUUGACGAAAAUGGGUGCCUAAUAUCAUACAAUCAGAUUUCUGAGAACCAAAAUUCAUUGUUGCAACGAACAAUUAGACGAUUGAACAAUAAGUAUUCAGGAGUUAAUCUUGUCUACGCAGAUUACUACCACAUUGCUUUAAAUAUUCUCAAGGGUGCAAAAAAAUAUGGUUUUGAAGAAACUUUUGAAACUUGUUGUGGAAGUGGAGGUGGAAAAUACAAUUUUAACAUUCUUAAUAUGUGUGGUAGCAAUGGUAAUGUGAAAUCAUGUAGUGAUCCAUCAAAAUCUAUGAAUUGGGAUGGAAUACAUCUGACAGAAGCUGCUUAUCAAAUUAGUGCUGCUUCUAUUUCACACUUGGUCCAAAAAAUGUGUAAAUCAAUGCAUAGUUUUUCAUGUUAGAUUAGUUUGCAUGAACACUUAUCCUCCCA